AUGGUGGUUAGCUGGAUCUGCAAGAAGCAGAGCAGCGUCGCCGUGUCGCAGGUGGCGGCCGAGCUGUGGGGCAUCGGCCAGUUGCUGAGCGAGGUCGGACUCAAGAUGAAGAUCCCCUACAAGUUGUCCGACCCGCCUAAGAACAAGAAGCUAAAGGUCGCUUACUGCAAGUCCGGGUUGAUGCGCGCGGACAUCUUGAUGAAGGCCCUGUCGACGUUGAGACCCUUGGCGUCAGGCGCUCAUCAUGCUCACGACACAACGGGCCCGUUUGAGCUGCCGGCGAAUCGCUAG
Phytophthora sojae is the source of this 291-nucleotide messenger RNA. RefSeq lists its product as hypothetical. The record is from RefSeq and is a predicted model, not a curated record. NCBI's taxonomy places the organism in Eukaryota, Oomycota, Peronosporomycetes, Peronosporales, Peronosporaceae. Bases 1 to 291 code for a protein of 96 amino acids. The transcript has 2 exons.